GUAUUUUUAAAUCAAAAAUUUUUGAAAAGUUAAAAAAAAUAUUUUUGAAUAUAAAAAAUAUUGGAAAAUAAUUGGCAUUAGAACGGCGCGCAUAUAUAGAAUUUGAAUCAAAACACAAAUAAUCAAAGCGGUUUUUUCGAUUCGAAAUUUCUGUGCUGAAAUUUUGGCGUAAAACUCCGUAAAAUCCGAAAACUCUACAAUAGCAGCUUCAAACCACCGAUACAAACAAAUAUCAAACCAACAAAAACAACUUACAACGCCGCAAACUAAAUUGUAGUACUUCAAGUAGAACAAUCCUCAGUAAAACCAAAAUAGAGUGUUCGAUAUUUUAAUUUGAAGUACGUCAGCUAAACAGUUAAGACAGGAGAAUCCAUUGCACCAUCAGCUAAAAUAACCGCCGAAACGAGCUGAGUUAAACUUAAGACUCGCAACUACCGCUCACAGUUACACUGCGUAGCCUCAUAACCUAACCCCCACCACCAUCAACAACUGACGCAGUAAAAGUAUAAUAGCCAAAUCAACAGCUACAUCAACAGUUACUCUACGUAGUUAUUGUUAGAACAUUUCAUUGGCCUAAUCCAUAAGCCACAAAACCAGUGUCAACCUACGAAACUUCGUCCACAAAAACAAAUAAAAAAAACAACAAUUUGAGUUCUAUUCUCAAACGUAAGGACAAAUUAACACAACACUGCCAUCGCUAUGUCAUUGACAGCUUCACAGGCCGAACCAGCUGAGGAGGAAAAGCCACGUCCACGCUGGUUCGAGUGGGUCGAAAAGAAUGCGCUACCCAAACAUUUCAAUUUCCCACGACCCAAGCGUGAAGUGACACGCUGGCAGAAGCGUGGUCCAAUGACACGCCGUGAUUGGGUCCGUUUCUAUCGCUGGGCCGUGAAGAAUGCAGCACCACGCGAAAUACCGCCACCACAUUGCAGUGACAAACCAACUACCAAAGCCACUGAUGUUAAGAAAAAGAAGGAGAAAAAAAAGAAAACAUAUACACUCGCAGAAUUGUUGGAACAUGCUGCAAAAAUAAGCGAACCAAGAGAUCCACGUGAAAAGUAUAUCUAUCCACCUCCACCUGAUUACCCGUAUGCGCCAAAAAUAUCGCUCAAAGAACCAGCUAAAAAGGAUCGCGGUCGACCAUUUGCGCCACCCAAAGUACCGAAGUGGUUUCAUCAUCUGGAACUGGAGACGGAAUUCUGGUCGACGCUACGCUUUCCCAUCAUACGUGCCGCGCUCAAUUACAAGCCAACUGCGAACAUGUUACGGCUGGCAUUACCACGUAUGGUGCCACCAUUACGGCAACAUUGUCCGAUACCUGAGCCACCGAUUGAGGAGGUGCCCCCGCGUCGACGUAUGACCUAUCGACAAUGGCGCGAGCAUCUAAGACGUCUUGAGUAUCUUGCGAAGCCUAUAAUACGGCCGUACUACGAUGAUUUGUACGAAUACGUGUACUAGUUCGGACACUCGCUGUUGUGGUGGAACUCAGCUUCUAAUGUGUUUAAUUUGUAAUUAUUAUAAUCGUUAUAUUAGAUAGCUUUUUUUAAUAAUGCUAAAGCGUCAAGUUGUUCAGUGCAACAGUUUAAAAAUAAUGCAAACGUAAAUGAAGAUGAAAAUUAGAUUUGAAAUAAGAAUGGAGAGAAGUAGAAUAGUUUCGCAUUUUAGGAGAAUAGUCGUUAAAGUCGUAUCAUGUCACUAGUAUUGUGGAACUUGUGAGAAGCGGUAAUGGCUUGUAGCGUUGUUCUCAAGUAUACCGCGCUGCUAUUGUCUACACUUUUUACAUUCAGAAUAUUCGUUUUCUUCGAAGUAGUAAAAAUUAUUUCUUGUAAAAAUUCAUCUGAAAAAAUUAUCACUUUGAAAAUAUAUUCGAGAUAUGAAUUCCAGAAAA
Anastrepha obliqua is the source of this 1888-nucleotide messenger RNA. RefSeq lists its product as uncharacterized. The coding region runs from base 700 to 1458 and encodes 252 amino acids. The record is from RefSeq and is a predicted model, not a curated record. The transcript has a single exon. Lineage: Eukaryota; Metazoa; Arthropoda; Insecta; Diptera; Tephritidae.